AUGGAAUGGCAAAAGGUUUUAAAGGAAAUGUCACCAUUGAGGGCUGCAGGCCGAUUCUUCCGACACCAUCCUUUGGUUCUCUGCUUACUGCUUUUUCUAGUUAUAUUGUACAAGUACUUCUUCGGCUGGUUUGCCCUCCUUGUGACCACAUCACCCAUCUUCCUAAUCGCCGGCGUCUUUCUUGGAAUCAUCCUAGCUUACGGUGAACCGAACACUCCCGAAAAAGAUCAUGUCUACAAAAAGAUUGAGAAUGCUCACUGUCGGAAUAUCCAUGGUAGUGGCAAAUCAGUUGGGGGUGUAUCUCUUCUGAGAAUUCUGUCUAGCGAAGAGAGAGUGGCCAAGCACAACAACAGCGAGAAGAAAAUUAGGAAGAUAUCUCACGGCGCAGGUUCUUCUUCUGGACCAGGAUCUAGUGAAUCAGGUGGUUCAGAUACUGAUACCGUUCCAAUUCUCCACGCAUUUCAUCAUCUUAGGUCGGCCAGUAAUUCAUCACAAUCCUCUCAAGAUGGGAACUCCAAUGAUAGCAGCAUCGAGGAUGGAACUGAGAACCAAGAGGGAAAUGACGGAAGCAAACGUGAGGGGAAAGAAGAUGUUAAAGUUGUGGCAUGGACUGCUGAUGAUCAGAAGAACAUACUGAAAAUAGGGUGCUUGGAAAUUGAGCGGAACCAAAGGUUGGAGAGCUUAAUUGCUAGGCGUCGGGUAAGAAAAUACACAGACAGGAACUUGAUAGACUUUGGUAGCAGUGAUUCUUUACCCACUGUUGAGGAGCUAUCAAAGUUCAAUGUUCAAAUUCCUGCUGUUUUUGCGCCUCGGAAAAAUCCUUUUGAUCUUCCUUACAAUGAAGAUAACUUCCCAGAGUCUGCUCCAUCUGCACUAUUGGAAAUGGGAAACCCAUUCGAUCUACCACACGAGAAAGCAAAUGAGAGUAGAUCGGCUGGAGGAGCCAACUCAAGCCAUGUGGAACCUAUUCUUGGCGCCCCUAAACCAGAAAGGAGUGCACUGUUUAGGAGGCAUGAAAGCUUCACAGCAGGAGCACCAUUCCUCAGCGACUUUUGGCAAGAUACACGGCCUUCCCGGUUGAGACCUUACUUCGUUACGGAAAAAAUGGCCAAUGAGGAGAUCACCUCUUCAAGUCUUGAGGGAGAAACUAGUGAAAAGAGCAACUCCAAGGCGAGUUCUGUCCAAGACUCGGAUAGUACUUCUUCAGUUACUGAUCAAGAAAGCCAGAAGGAUGUUUUGGAGAACUGCUCAAACCAAGGACAGCGAUCUCUAUCCAGUCAAACAGAGGAACAGGCGCAUAUAGCUCACCAUGUAAGAGAGAUCUCUCUUGCACUUGACAUGGAGCCGCCUGUACUAAUUAGCGACUCCUCUGACGAUGACAUAUCACUGUCUGGCGAACAUAUAAAUGACUGGGAAGAAGCACAAGAGAGUGAAAGUUUUAGUUUUUCACAGAAUACAUUGUUGGGAGGUCCUAGUGUUAUGCAACGCCAUCAAGAAAUAGAUAUGACAAGAAACGGAUUGCAUCAGAUGUCCCCAUAUUCAAAUGAUCCUGAGUUGACAUCGUCAUCAACCGAAGCCACUGAUGAUCCUUUUGAAGUGAAUGACAUUGAACUACCAGCCAAGGAAGUGGUGGUCACUGAUGAUACCCACAUUUCUGAUCCUGUUUAUGAUUCAAGUCCUUCAGGAAGUGAGAAGCCUGCAUCUAUUGGUUUAGUAAUCGAUGAAGCUGUAUUGCAAAAUGGUCAUGCUCAUACUUUUGAUGCUGAAGCAAGCGUUGAAGAAGAGGGUUCACCAUCAAGAAUGGAGGCUUCUUCCACUGAGGUAGCUGCACCUAGUUUGCAUCCUGUGGAGCAAAGAGAACUUGGAGAAAAAGAAACUUCUGAGAUCAGGGAGCAUGCGACUUUUGGUCAUUAUGAAGCCCAGGAAGGUUCUGUCAGUCAUGCUGACCCUUCAUCAUCAGAUAUAAAUACUCAGCUGAGUACUGGGAGUCCAACCAAUGGUAAAUCUUAUUAG
This is a messenger RNA of Phragmites australis (common reed), 2013 nucleotides long. RefSeq lists its product as uncharacterized. NCBI's taxonomy places the organism in Eukaryota, Viridiplantae, Streptophyta, Magnoliopsida, Poales, Poaceae. The record is from RefSeq and is a predicted model, not a curated record. The coding region runs from base 1 to 2013 and encodes 670 amino acids. The transcript is spliced from 3 exons.